This is a messenger RNA of Chironomus riparius, 2824 nucleotides long. The record is from the annotation of a GenBank genome assembly. Lineage: Eukaryota; Metazoa; Arthropoda; Insecta; Diptera; Chironomidae.
AAUAUUUUUGAGAAGAAAAAAAUAAGUUUCUUACCGAAUAAGGAACACGAGAUCAAAUUAAAAGGAAUUAAUUAUUGAAAAUGUGAAAAACUCUAAUUGGUGUACAAUAAAAAAAAUUAAUUAAAGUACAAAAAAGGAAAUAUGAAACCAUACAAAAAUAAUCUUAUGAAAUUCUGCUUUAAUAUUUUAUUGAUCAUUCACUUCUCCAAUGCAAAUUUUGGAACUCCAGAAAGUAGUCAGUAUCACAUCCAAACAGAUGAAGGUCCUGAACGGUUCUUCAAGUAUCAAACUGACAAUGGACAGUUUAGAAAGGAGCGACGUCUUCAAGAUGGAACUGUGAUUGGAACAAAUGCAUGGAUUGAUGGAUUUGGAUAUUUGAGGAUGAAUGACUACAUAGCUGAUCAUGCUGGGUAUAGAAUCAUGAGUGCCAAGACAGUUUUUGUCGGAAAAGAUCGUCAUAUUGAGGAAGCGAUGAAAAUGGCUAAGGAUGCUCCAAAAUCAUCAGGAGUUCUGGUUUCAAGCACGAGAAUUCCAACUACGCGUUAUGUUCCAACAACCACAUCCAGACCAGUAACAACAGCCAUUCCAUACUCAACACCAGGUCAUUAUCAUAACAAGGUUCCAACAGUUGACAUUCGUCCACAUUCACAACCAAGAGAGAAUUAUCCUUCAUAUACAAAUUUUAAUGACCUUAAUCAUAAUGUUUUGGCGUAUCCAACAAAUGACUUAUCCCAUGUGCAAAAGCCAUCAAUUUAUUAUGAACUCCCGCUUGAAGAUGGACCAAAACUACAUGAAAGCUCAUUGCCUACAAUCAUUGUGGUGCCAACAUCAACUCCAGCAUCAAUCGAAAAUCAGUCUCAUUUACCUCCCAUUGUGAUCCAUCCAUCAUCAUCGUCGUCAGUUAAUGAUGUUAAUAAUGUGAAAGAUGAGUCUCAUUUACCACCACUGGCUUAUUAUCCAACAUCAACUGUUAAGCCUGAUAUUAAAGAUGAAUCUCAUCUUCCGCCAAUUGCAUAUUAUCCAUCAUCGACUGAACGUCCUUUGGAUUAUAAUAAUGUGAUUCCACUAUCGAGUACACCAUCAAGUCUCACAAAUGAACUUUUACCGCCAAGAAAUGGAGAUGACUCCUAUGACGUAGUAAUUCCAAUUACAUCCCGUCCAAGAAAUCGUUAUCGUCCAUCCUCAUAUCGCCAUGAAUCGUCAACAGAACGAACCAUUGUCGAUUAUGAUCGAAAUGUUAUUGAUGCUGCGGCAUCAUACGUCUCGCCAACAUACCAAAAUAAUCCAAAUAAUGUUCCUUUGUUUGACAGAAGUAAAUAUCAGCAGCAACAGAAAUCUCCAUAUUAUGAUGGCGUUGGUGUAACAGCUAACGGCUUCCGUUAUUUCUUACCACGACAAUAUCAAGAAGAAACGGAAAACAAAGGAGAAGAUAGUCGCGAUGGAAGUUAUGGAUAUAUUGAUCCAUUUGGUAUACGUCGAGUAGUUUAUUAUAAUGCUGGUAAAAAUGGAUUUAUUACACGAAAAAACAAUCGAUAUGUUGGCUUCAAUGCGACGCCAUACGAUCCACGACCAAAUUAACACACAAUUAUUAAUUGAACAAUAUGCGGUCGAUGGAAGAAAUGCACCUUAUAAAAUUCAUAACAUCGUCUUCAGUAUUGUGAGAGACGUAAAAAAACCCUAUUGUGAUUAAUUUAUUGAAAGACAUAAGUAAUUAAGUUAAGCUAAUUAAAUUAACUCAUCUCCUUAUUUUCAUCAUUGCAUUACUUUUCCUCUUAUUGAGUAUUAAAAGCAUGAAUCUCGUACUGUCCUGAAUUGGCAUUGAAAAACCUCCUACACGUUAAGUAAUAUACAGACACAGUAAAUUAUAUUAAGUAAUUAAUUCACAGCUUUAAUUUAUGGAAAGACAUGGUUGGGGAUCGUUCAUUAGUGAUGUUUUUUUUAUGAAAUUGGAUUUUGAAGCAAAUCCUCUUUCUUAUUUGCUCUCAUAUUUAAACAGUUUAUGUGAAUCUCCUUGUUUGAUGUUUAUAAAUCUUUGGUUGAUUAAUUGUCAGUUAUAUACCAUCCCCUCGCCUGCCGGUUGUUAGCUUCGCUCCUUACUAAAAUGAUCCUAUGGCUUAGAAAUUGAUAAAUCAUAUUUUGAUCAUUUUUGAUUAAUUUUGAACAGUUAAACGCUAUUGGGGAGAGGAAUCAAAAUCACAAUUCUAAGGUUACAUAACAGUUGAACGAACCCCAGCCUCCUGUCUCCACUUGAAUCAUAAAUUAAGAAUAAAAAAAAAUUCAACAUCGCAACAAAAUAAAAAGUAUGUAAUUUUAUGCUCCAGAGAUUCCUUCUGAUAAGAUGGCCAUACAUGAAAUUAAUAUUUAUCAUUCCUUACAUUUUAUCCACCAAUUAAAAUGAAUAAUCACUUGCCAUAUGAAUGAAAGACUGUAUGAAUGCGCAUAUAUGUGUGUGACUGGGUGUCAUAAAUCUAUCAUUACCAUUUUUACUUUUAUUAUUUUUUUAAAAAAAAAGAAUUAUGUAAGUGACUUAGACAUGGAAAAAUUUCUUUUUAAUCUCUCAGUGCUGACUAGUUUUGAAACUUGGCAAAAAUGUACUUCCGAUUUUGAAGAAAUUUUUUUUUACCGAGUCAUUCACAAUAAAACAAACUUCUUUGCUAAUAGAUAUUUCAUUGAAACUUUAUGGUCAAUAAUUGAUGAAGCAGGGGUUGUCAAACUGAUUGUUUGGAUGUGGAACUGACUGGUUGUUUAGAUUAGUUCAGCAUCAUUUUAAAUGCACAAUUUAACAGUUUUGGACCAAAUUUAAAAUUUUUAAAAUUUUAACGUC